GUCGUCUACCGGCCCCGAUGCAUCGCAUCAGGACGGUGCCACCGGUCCUUCUGCCGCGGCCGGCAAGCAGAGAGUCACCUUUAUGGCCUGCUUCCUCGGUCUCGUCGCCAGUAUCGGUGGUUUCAUGUUUGGUUAUGUCAGUGGUCAGAUUUCCGGCUUCUUCAACAUGAAGGACUUCGGCCGCCGCUUCGGCGAGCCCCUAGGCAACGACGAAUACUACUUCAGCGCCGCACGCCAGGGUACAAUGGUCGGCCUCCUCCCCGUGGGCUGCCUGUUCGGUGCCCUCAUCGCCGGCCGCCUCAGUGACGUCCUCGGCCGCCGCCUCGCCAUCAGCUUGUCCGCCAUCUGGUCUUGCGUGGGCAUCGUCAUCGAGAUAUCCAGCCAGAACGCGUGGUACCAGUUCGCGAUCGGCCGCUUUGUCACCGGCAUCUCGAUUGGCUCCCUCUCCGUCGUCGUGCCCAUGUACCAGUCUGAGAGCAGCCCGGCCAUCAUCCGUGGUGUUCUCGUCUCGCUGUACCAGCUCUUCAUCACCUUCGGUAUCUGGACCAGUUAUAUGGUUGAGUUUGGCACCAACAAGAUGGAGAACUCCGCCUCUUGGCGCAUCCCCAACGGCCUGGGCUUCAUGUGGUCCUUGAUCCUGGGUGUUGGCAUUCUGUUCCUCCCGGAGUCCCCCCGUUUCGCGUACCGCCAGGGCCGCGAGGAGGAGGCGCGCAAGACGAUUGCCAAGCUCGCCGGCGUCGAACCACACGACCGCUCGGUCCAGGAUCAGCUCACGCAGAUUCGCGUCAAGCUCGACGAGGAGAAGAACAUGGAGAAGGCCUCGUGGUUCGAGAUUUUCACCGGCCCCCGCAUGCUGUACCGCACCGUGAUCGGUGUUGUGCUCCAGGCCGGCCAGCAGCUCACUGGCGCCAACUUCUUCUUCUACUUUGGCACCACCGUUUUCAAGUCGACUGGUCUCGAUGACUCGUACGUCACCCAGAUCAUCCUCGGCUCCGUCAACGUCGUCUGCACUUUCGGCGGUCUGUACGUCGUGCAGAAGUUCGGUCGCCGUCCCGCUCUGAUUGCCGGUGCUGCCUGGAUCGUGAUGUGCUUCUUUGUCUACGCCUUUGUCGGCGAGUACGCCCUCGACUCGAAGAACCCCAUGAACACCCCGAAGGCCGGCUCCGUGCUCAUCGUCUUCUCCUGCCUCGCCAUCGCCUCGUUCGCCGCCACCUGGGGCCCGCUCGUCUGGGCCGUCGUCGCCGAGCUGUACCCGGCCCGCUACCGCGCGCACUGCAUGGCUCUGGCCACCGCCAGCAACUGGUUCUGGAAUUUCCUGAUCAGCUUCUUCACGCGCUUCAUCACUGACGCCAUCGGCUACUGGUACGGCCUCGUCUUUGCCGGGUGCUGCGCUGCCCUCGUCGUCAUCGUCUACUUCUUCGUCAUCGAGACCAAGGACCGCAGUCUCGAGGAGAUCGACACCAUGUACGUCCUGGGCGUCAACCCCAUCACCUCGUCCAAGUGGGACGGCAGCAAGGCCCCCGGCAGCAGCUCCGGCGACAGCAGCGAGGAGGGAGUCACCGCAGAGGGUCUCGCCGUCGGCGCGGGCGCGAGCAGUGCUGCCGCGGCGAAUGCUAGUGCUGGCGCUACUGCUGCGCAAGUUUAGAAACUUCCACAUGCAGUCUUGAAGAAGGAAGAGCGAACGUGGCGCGUUUGGGGGUUGAAAGUGUAUCCCCUCCCCACCUUCCCACGCCGGUAUAUUUGUGUAUAUGUGUACAACACCGUGUAGCAAUUGUAUCCAGGAAAGCGACCUUCAAGGAAUACCAAGCAAUUACGGUUUUUAAUUUCUCGGCUGCGGUUUUGCUGAAGGACUAUUAGAUUGCCACGGGAGUAAAUACUCUCCCUUAUAUUUUUAAUCGAGGAGUGGCAUGGUACCUUCUAAAGAGCACAUAUAUAUUACCAUAAAUUACUAAGCAAG
Microdochium trichocladiopsis is the source of this 1957-nucleotide messenger RNA. Its product is annotated as general substrate transporter. The record is from RefSeq and is a predicted model, not a curated record. The coding region runs from base 83 to 1645 and encodes 520 amino acids. Gene Ontology annotation, biological process: transmembrane transport; carbohydrate transport. Gene Ontology annotation, cellular component: plasma membrane. Gene Ontology annotation, molecular function: carbohydrate:proton symporter activity. Lineage: Eukaryota; Fungi; Ascomycota; Sordariomycetes; Xylariales; Microdochiaceae. The transcript has 4 exons.